Messenger RNA from Gekko japonicus, 381 nucleotides. Its product is annotated as immunoglobulin iota chain-like. The transcript has 2 exons. The coding region runs from base 1 to 381 and encodes 126 amino acids. The record is from RefSeq and is a predicted model, not a curated record. NCBI's taxonomy places the organism in Eukaryota, Metazoa, Chordata, Lepidosauria, Squamata, Gekkonidae. Gene Ontology annotation, biological process: immunoglobulin production; immune response.
AUGUCCUUGCUUCCCUUUCUCAUCCUUCUAGUGCUGUGGUGCACAGGUUCAGACUCUCAGCCUGUGCUGACUCAGACCCCAUCAGCAUCACUGUCACCAGGGAGCACCAUGAAGCUCUCCUGCACCAUGGGCAGCGGGUUCAGCAUCAGUAGCUACUACAUAUACUGGUACCAGCAGAAGCCUGGCAACCCCCCAAGAUUCCUUGUACGAUAUUAUUCAGAUUCCAAUGUGAUUCAGGGCUCCGGGGUCCCCUCUCGUUUCUCAGGGUCCAAAGACACAUCUGCAAACAUCUGUUAUUUAACCAUUACGGAAUCCCUGGUGGAAGACGAAGCUGAUUAUUACUGUGCUACCGGUCAUGGCAGUGGUAGUACCUUUCAGUAA